AUGUCGUCCCCCGCGCUGGACGACGCAUCGCGCCCCGACGCCGACCAACUCUCCACGCGCAGCUCAGUCUACGCCUCAGACAGCGACAGCGACUCCAUCGCCGAAAUCCGCGAACGAAGACGCAAAGAAAAACAUGCUAUCCGGCUGACCGCCUUCGUAUCGGCGAACAUCAUCGCCCUCGCAUGUGGCUCCAUCGUCGUCUUCUCCCUCUAUGCGCCGCUUUUGCAAUCUCGUCUGCACUACACUCAGUUCCAGGUCAACGCUGUCGCUAUCGCUGGCUCUGUCGCGCUCUACCUGCCUAUUUCGCUCAUCGGAUAUAUCUGCGAUCGCGUCGGUCUUAAGCCGCUGGCUCUCACGGGAGGAAUCCUGUUUGGCACUGGAUAUGGCCUCGCGGCCGGCGUGUAUAGAAAGCUGGAUCUCGAAUUCCGCAGUCAUCCGCACCAUCGAGUCAAUGGCGACUGGUCGCUCCCCUUCAUGAUGUUCGCGUUUGUCUGCGUCGGUAUCGCGACCUGCUCUCUAUACAUGGCCGCCGUUUCGUCAUGCGCAAAGAACUUUGGAAAAGGGCGAUACCGAGGUCUGGCGCUCGCUACUCCGAUUACUUGUUUCGGCUUGAGUCCCAUGUGGCUGAGUCAAGCGGGGACCCGUCUGUUCUCUGAGACACGAGCAGACGGAUCCAAGGGUGACCUGGAUGUGUUCCGUUUCUUCAUCUUCCUCGCGGUCCUCACGGCCGCCAUGGGCCUUCUCGGGACAUUCACGCUGCGGGUUGUUGACGAGGACGACCUCAUCGACGAGGCGAUCGAGGAGCUGGAGCAGAGCGGGCUGCUCGACGGCAGCUCCCUGCUCGAGCGGAGCUACGGUACGGUCGGCGAGGAUACGGAGAACUCAGCGCUGCUUGACCCGUCGAAAGACACGGCCAAGUGGAAGAAGAACUGGGUUCUCAACGCUGAAACGCGUUCGUUCCUGGCUGAUCGGACCAUGUGGCCAUUUGCUCUGGCGUUCCUUCUGAUCGUCGGACCAGGCGAGGCUUUUAUUAAUAACCUCGGAACAAUUAUUGGUACACUUACACCACCCGAGAUGGAGGGUUUGAGUCACCGCACCUCAGCGGCGACGCACGUGUCUAUCUUUGGUGUGACCAACACCGCGUCACGUAUAUUCAUUGGGACUCUAACUGACUUGCUGGCUCCGUAUCCCCAAACACAACAUGUCCAAGGGCCACAGACCCGCUCUGCAGUGAGCAGUCGAUUCUCCAUCUCCCGAGUAGCAUUCAUGGCGUUUUUCGCAUUUCUUCUUUCUCUGGGACUUUUGAUCCUGUCAUCUGGUCUAGUCCAGAACCAUGCCGAGCGCUUCUGGCUUGUCUCAGGCCUUGUCGGUGCCGGCUACGGAGCAAUCUUCAGCCUCACACCUCUAAUCGUGACGAUCAUCUGGGGCGUGGAGAAUUUUGCUACCAACUACGGCCUCAUCGGCAUGCUUCCUGCGGCUGGAUCGACCUUUUGGGGUCUCAUCUACUCGGCGACGUAUCAGAACGGAGCCAACAACUCAAAGGCUGCCCCCGAGGAUGGAGAGCAGGGUGAUUUGUUCUGCUAUGGUGCGCAGUGCUAUGCUCCGACGUACUGGGCUGAGACAGUCACGGUGUGGAUUGCGGUGGGAUUGUUGAUCUGGGCUUGGAAGGGCAGAGGAGGAUGGGCCCAACGUGGAAUUGUCAUUUAG
This is a messenger RNA of Fusarium sp. VM40, 1707 nucleotides long. Lineage: Eukaryota; Fungi; Ascomycota; Sordariomycetes; Hypocreales; Nectriaceae. The record is from the annotation of a GenBank genome assembly.